AUGGCACUUGCAAAGCAUUCCAUUUUCUUCUUCACAUUCAUUCUCUUUUCAUUCAUUCAAGCACCCACUUUUGCCAUCAGAAAUUCUUACAUAGUGUAUUUGGGAUCUCAUUCGCACGGUCCAGAAGCAACAGAUGCUGAUUUUGACCGAGUUACAGAAUCUCAUCAUCAACUUCUUGGAUCUUUUUUGGGAGGGUAUUCGGUGGCAAAAGAAGCAAUGAUGUACUCUUAUACAAGAUUCAUCAAUGGCUUUGCAGCCGUUAUGGAAGAAAAUGUAGCUGCUGAAUCCAAAGUAAGAAUUUUUGCAUAUCCAAAAGUGUUGAAAGUAUUGGAAAGCAAAGGAAGGAAAUUACACACAACUCGUUCGUGGGAAUUCAUGUUACAGACAGAUUCUAAUGGUGUAGCUCUGCGAGGUUCCACCUUCAAGAGGGCUAGAUUUGGUGCUGACACUAUCAUUGCAAAUAUCGACACUGGGGUGUGUGUUUGGCCUGAAUCUCAAAGUUUUUCUGAUGAGGGAAUGGGACCCAUUCCUUCAAAAUGGAAAGGAGCUUGCGAUGGUGAUAAAGACCCCUUAGGUUUUCGUUGCAAUAGGAAGCUGAUAGGAGCGAGGUAUUUCAACAAGGGUUAUCUAGCUGAUCCUUCUGGUGCCGGAAGCCCCAAUGCCGUACUGAACCAGACUCAGAUUCACACUCCCAGAGAUUACGACGGCCAUGGCUCUCACACUCUCUCGACAGCCGGAGGCAACUCCGUUCACCGCGCCAACAUGUUCGGUCACUUAGCCAACGGCACUGCCUCCGGCGGUUCUCCUUUGGCCAGACUCGCCACCUACAAGGUCUGCUGGCCGCCGGUGUUACAUUCUGGCAGCUGCCACGAUUCCGAUAUACUCGCAGCGAUCGAUAUGGCCAUCCACGACGGCGUCGAUGUCAUUUCCGUCUCUCUUGGAGGCUUCCCUUCCACUUACCUCGGUGAUAUUUUCUCUAUCGGCGCUUUUCAUGCCUACAAGAAUGGCGUUAAUGUCGUCUGUUCGACCGGAAACGACGGUCCUUCCCGUCCAUUCGUCACCAAUAUUGCACCUUGGGUUUUCACAGUAGCUGCUAGCACCAUAGACAGAGACUUCCAAGCUCGAGUUCAACUCCAGAAUGGAAAGAUCUUGGUGGGGGCGAGCCUUUCUGAAUCAUUACCACAGGACAAGUUUUACCCGAUCAUUGCUAGUGCCAAUGCAAGAAGGGACAAUUCAACUAUUAAUGAUGCGAAUUUGUGUUUAGAAGGAACGAUAGAUCCGAAGAAAGUGGAGGGCAAGAUCUUGGUUUGCAUGAGCGGUGUUGAUUCUAGUACAGCAUCGAGAGUGGAGAAGGGGUAUGAGGCGUUUCGAGCUGGUGCUGCAGGAAUGAUUCUCAGUGAUAAGCUUGACGACAUUGAACCUGAUAUGUAUAUGCUUCCAGCAGCAAAUAUCAAAUACCAAGACACUCUUGCUUUGCUUUCUUACCUUCAAUCAACCAAAAAUCCUGUGGCCACUAUUUAUCCACCCUCAGAUGUGUUCAAUUUGAAGCCUUCUCCAGCAGUAGCAUCUUUCUCCUCCAGAGGACCAAGCUCAUUCGUACCAGAGAUUCUCAAGCCUGAUAUUACUGCUCCCGGGGUGAACAUUCUGGCUGCAUAUUCACCAGCCGUUGCCCCGACCAUAUUUUCAUUUGAUAAUCGAAGUGUUCCUUAUACCAUUCUGUCUGGAACUUCUAUGUCUUGUCCUCAUGUUUCUGGAGUUGUCGGACUUCUCAGAACACUUCACCCAGAAUGGAGUCCUGCUGCUGUUAAAUCUGCCAUCAUGACAUCUGCAAAGGCAAGGGACAGCACUGGUCAUCCAAUGCUUGCAAGUGACGACGAGGCCAUGAAGAAGGCAACCCCUUUUGACUAUGGCUCAGGACACAUAAGGCCGAACAAAGCCAUUGAUCCUGGCUUGGUCUAUGACUCAACCGUGAAGGACUAUCUGGAUCUCAUGUGUGGCCUUAACUACACUGCCAAAGACCUAAGACUCUUCUAUGAUGCUCCUUGCAAGUGUCCUUAUUCCUACGAUAUUCUCAACUUCAAUUACCCUUCAGUGACUGUCCCUGUUCUCUAUGGCUUAGUCAAUGUGACCAGGACCCUCAAGAACGUUGGCUCGCCAGCGACGUACGUGGCUCGAGUCCUCUCGCCUCCUGGUCUGGCCAUUAAUGUGCAGCCCAAGAACUUGAAAUUCGAGAAGCUCGGUGAAGAGAAAAGCUUUACUUUGACAAUUCAAGUUAAGAGUCAUGGUCUUGACACUGUUUUUGGAAUGUUGAUUUGGUCUGAUGGAAAGCAUUUUGUGAGGAGUCCUAUAACUGUUGGUGGUGUUAAAGUUUAG
Prosopis cineraria is the source of this 2373-nucleotide messenger RNA. Its product is annotated as subtilisin-like protease SBT5.4. Gene Ontology annotation, biological process: proteolysis. The record is from RefSeq and is a predicted model, not a curated record. Lineage: Eukaryota; Viridiplantae; Streptophyta; Magnoliopsida; Fabales; Fabaceae. Gene Ontology annotation, molecular function: serine-type endopeptidase activity.